Molecule: messenger RNA, 549 nt
Organism: Protopolystoma xenopodis
Lineage: Eukaryota; Metazoa; Platyhelminthes; Monogenea; Polystomatidea; Polystomatidae
Source: the annotation of a GenBank genome assembly
AUGGUCAAGUGUGAUCCCCGUCGCGGAAAGUACAUGGCAUGUUGCCUCCUCUAUCGCGGAGAUGUCGUCCCGAAGGAUGUAAAUGCAGCAAUCGCAGUGAUCAAGACGAAACGCAGUAUUCAGUUUGUCGACUGGUGCCCAACUGGCUUCAAGGUCGGCAUCAAUUACCAGCCGCCUACAGUAGUGCCAGGUGGAGACUUGGCCAAGGUGCAACGUGCGGUCUGCAUGUUGAGCAACACCACGGCGAUCGCCGAGGCUUGGGCUCGAUUAAAUCACAAGUUUGACCUUAUGUACGCGAAGCGUGCCUUCGUGCAUUGGUAUGUAGGCGAAGGCAUGGAAGAGGGUGAGUUUUCGGAGGCUCGUGAAGAUCUAGCAGCUUUGGAGAAAGACUAUGAAGAGGUUGGAAUAGAUACCGUGGAUCAGAAUGCUGAUAACUCUGAUAGCUCUAUAAAAGCAUUUAACUACACAUAUUUUUCCCCACUUUCUUACCUUUCUGUGCUAGCCGUACUCGGUUUUUAUGCAGUUUUCCCUCAAAUCGAUGCGCUAUAA